AGGCCUUUUUUCCGCUUGCUGCUGGCUGCUGGCGGCGCCGUCGCUUCUCUCCCUGUCCAGCGGCUGCUGUGAGCACCGGGAUCGCUUCGAGUGAGUGACUUUAUGGAAGAAUUGGCGUCGUUUUGGGUUUCUGUUCAAUGACUAUCAGUGUAAAAUAUGGCCUAGACAGAACCAAAUGCAGAUGGAGAGAAUUCUUGUAAUGAUUCCACAAGAUUCCCUUGUCACAAGUUGGUGCUUCACUUGUCUUUGAUCCACUGCCUCUACUGCUCUUUUGUCAUAGUACAAUGGCUUACAAGUUUGCAGCUCAAAGUUUUCUUCAAAAAUUAAGACUUCUGUUAAUUUUUGUUAGUCUUGGCUCUAUUGUUACUUGGCUGGCAACCAGUAACAUGCAGGAGCUAGUAAAGGAAAUUCACCACCGACCUGUGAUACCUAGAUUUUGGAAGAUGUCAAAUCGGAGUGAAGGACAGAUGACAUCAGUUUGUCCACUUUGCUCACCAAAAUUAUCUCCAACUACAUCACAUUUGCCAUUGUGCCCAUUUCUAACGCCAUAUCUACGUGGUGCAAAAAAGCUACAAUUUGACGUAAAACUCACUUUGGCACAAGUAGAGAAGAAAAAUCCAAAAGUACAGAAAGGGAUGUUUACACCUCAAGAGUGCCACCCGCUUCAACGUGUUGCCAUACUGAUUCCGUACAGGAAUCGAGAAAGACAUCUCUUGUAUUUACUUGACCAUCUACAUCCAUUCCUACAACGGCAGCUUCUGGAUUAUGGGAUAUACAUUAUUAAUCAGGCUGGUAAUAGUAAAUUUAAUCGAGCCAAGCUGUUGAAUGUGGGUUUCCUGGAAGCACUGAAGGAGCACAAGUGGGACUGUUUCAUUUUUCAUGAUGUUGAUCUUCUACCAGAGAACGACUUCAAUCUAUACCUCUGUGAUAAUGUGCCAAAACACCUAGUUGUGGGCCGGAAUGCUACAGGAUACAAGAUUCGGUAUGCUGGUUAUUUUGGUGGAGUAACAGCUUUGACUAGGGAGCAGUUCAAGCAAGUCAAUGGGUUUUCCAACCGUUACUGGGGCUGGGGUGGAGAAGAUGAUGAUCUUCGGAUAAGAGUUCAGCUGCAAAAAAUGAAAUUUGUGCGCCCCCCCAGUGAAAUUGCCAGAUACACGAUGACUUUCCACACAAGGGAUCAAGGAAAUGAAGUCAAUCAUGACAGAAUGAAGCUUCUGAGUGAAGUCUCCCAAAGAUGGAAGAAAGAUGGUUUGAACACCUGCUCCUACAAUGUGAUAUCACAAGAUCAUAAUCCUUUGUACAUUAACAUCACGGUGGACAUAGGUGAUUCCCAUCGCAAUCCAGAAGUUGCUGUCUAAGUGGAGAGCACUUACUGUCAUUAAUGGCUUUUUGAUUGUUGACUGUUCUUCAGCCAUUAUACUGAUUCUUCUUUUGAGAUAAAGCAAAUCUUUGGGUUGUUAAAACGCAAUAAUUCCUCGAUAAAUGACAUUUUAUAUGUUGCUAGAGAAUCUUCGUGAAUGAACUAUGUGCAAUAUGUCUAGACAAUUUUUUAAACUGACAAGCUUAAUAUUAUGGUUGGGCAAACACAGUAACUAAAUAUUCACAUUUAAUCUGUGUGUUAUGAAUUUCUAAGUUGAAUCUUUCAAAUCCCUACCUAAUGGCAGGUUGAGACAACCUUCACCAUAAAGCCUGGUGCUUCAAGAUGUUCACUCAUCAAUGCCUUCUCGGCUAGAGAUAGAUAAUAAUUGUGAUGUCCUUAGUCCAAAAAUAAAUAAUACUCUUAUUGUUUCAAUUGGGUGGGCAUUUGCAUAGAGAUUUUGGAAGUUAUUGUGGGUGCAGUAUUUGUUUUCAGAGGACAGAUGAGCCUUUUUACUAACUGUUGGUAAUUUUCAUCAUGAUAAUUACUGCCAACUGCUAGUAACUGGAGAAACACAUGAACAGCUAGCUCUUUACAAUUAUGAGGUAGUACUUACCAUUCCGUUAUCAUGAGCGAACUUCCUGCUGAGGUUUAUUUGUAAAUGUAAAAAUAAAGCAAGUUAAAAUACUUAUAAAUAAAUUGGAGUUAAGAAGUCAAAACCCCUGUCCAAAAAAAUAAGCAUUUCUGCUUUAUGACUAACUGUUUCAAAGAAUUUUGCAAGUGUCAGCUGUCUACUGGUGAAGUUCACAGCUGGUCUUCCAUCAUUACUUUCUUCAUAUUUUCCUAGGGCAUUUAGAAAUAAUGCUCCUUGCUGGUUUACAUUUUGAUUGCAAAAAUAUAUUUUACUACAGAUUUCUCCACCAUUCUUCCACCAAAGUUGUUUCAACAAAUAGACCAAAGUAAAAAUCUUUAGAUUUGUCAUCAGUACCCUUUAUAGACAGCUAAGUGAAUAUUAGAAAGACGAAUUAAUUGCAAGUUAAAUAAUUUAUUCCAAUAAAAACUUUUAAAAGAAUAAAUUUGGCAUGGUUAGAUUCGCAUACAAUUUGCUGUAGUCCUUAAAUUGGUCUAUUGUAUAUGUACUUGAUCUUCUAAUGGUGAAUCCACCAUUCUCUGUUUUGCAGCUUUUAAAUUCUGGGACAUUGCUAGUUCUCUUAUUAAGAGAAUAAGGUGAGAAAUAGAGGCAAUGUUUGCAAAUAUUUUAACAAGAUUAUGUAUCUGAGCAUUAGGAGAAAAGUCAGUAUGUUGAAUAUUUAUCUUUUUAUCUCAAUGUGAGUUGAAUUUAGACUUGUAGGGGAUCUUUAUACUCUGUCCUUUAGUUUGCUGUAAGCAUUAUAUGGACCUGCAUCAGAAACAUGGCAGUAGUUGGUAUUCUCAUUCAAGCUAUAAUUAUUGUGGGAAAUGGGAAGAAAAUUGGAAUGUGGAUGUACUGUUCUUUUGUUGAGUCAAUAAUACAUUGUAUACUUUUUCUUUUUUAUUACAGUGUCAAAGCUAGACUUGUGAGCUAGCUUCAUUCAUUUUUCACCUUACAGCACAAUAUUGUAUCUUAAAGAGAAAAAUAGGGUACAAAAAUAUAAUUACUUAUCCCCUGAUACUUUGGAGUAUAGUCAAAAGUGCAUUCUUUGAAUUUUCCAAUAUUGGAUAAGUGUUUUUUCUUCUGUUUCUUGCUGCAUCCCAUGCUCCUCCUGAUCCACUUCUGGUCCUCCCAUUUUUGUAUGCUUUCCCAACUAGGCGCUGCUGUCCUCCCAUCAUCCAUUUUUGUCCCCGUCCCUUUCCUAGUUCUAUCUACCCACUACCCACACAUUUUACCCAAUAGAUCUGUUCCCCUCCAAAAAGAAAACCUGGUUUAGUCUGUUUACCUCUUGCCCAAUUGGUCCCAUUAUCAUCUUCCCCACUUAGAUUACAGCACUGAUAGGACUCUUUGUCUAUCCUGACACCCUUCAAAACAACAUCCCCCCCCCCCCCCACCACCGCAUCCCAUCUCCAAGACAUCUGCCUUUCUCUUUGCUUGCCUUCAUCUAUCAUCAACCUUCCUCCUACUUCCAGUUCCAUCCCUUCCUUACCUGGCUGUUUCUGUCCAUCAUCCACGGUUUAUCAAUCACCAGCUGGUCAGGGUUUCACCAUUUCUGACCUUUCCUCUUUAUACUGGCUAUCUUCCUUCCUCACUCUUUGUUCUGAUGCAGGUUUUUGACUCAAAACCUCAAAAAUUCAAUUCCUUCACCAGUACCUCACCUGCCCCAUCAGAUGCUGCUUGACCCACUGAGUUUCCCCAACAUGCUUUUAUUGCUGUAACACCCCAGAUGUAUAUGUGGCUUAUUCAGUGCAGAAAUCAGCAUGUUUUGCAGAUGUCUUAUUUGGAGCUAACACAAGUAAAGUUGUUAAUGGUGUCGCUGACUUACUGAUCAAGCCUUAAUACUCCUGAAGAGGAAUCCAACUUGUGAGAUGGGCUUUGAUGUUAUGUCUAAUCAGGCAACCUGUCUGAUGGAUGUUAAGCGGAUGAAACUUUGAACUGCUUUUAAUCUAUUCUCUGGCCUGCUUCAGACACAGAUAAUUUUUUAACCCUUUAUCUCCUAUGUUGUAGUGGAGAUGGAAGAGUAUAGUGAAAAGCUGCUUUUAAAGUAUGAGAAGAUUAGUAUAUUGUGCAGUAUCAUCUUGCAGUCAUCUCUUCACAAUUGACAAAAGUUAAUAUAAAUUUUAAUAAGGGUUUUAGAAUAUUAAAGAUGAAUUGAUUUUACAUAUCAAUAUAUAGUCUGCUAAAACUGAGAGAUUGUUCAGUCCAGACUUCAGCCAAAAGUUUGGUUGAUUUUAUAAGGUGCUGUUCAUUUGCUGCUAGUUUUCUGAGUAUCGCCAUUGACUCAAAAUCCAAAAAUGCAGCAAGGGACUGAUCUUUUCAGCCUUGCAAUUAACUGAGGGGUUCAUGGACCCCAUGUUGGGAUCUCCUGGUGGAAUGAUUAUUUUACUUGAGUCAAAUAGAUCCUUGCACAUCCUUGGUAAUUUUGCAAGCAAAAUGUUGAUGCACGCAUGAAGAUUUUUUUCAGAGUGACUUACUUUGGUGACUUCUCUGCAUUUAUUACUAUGUAGGGUCCAUGUUUGUAUUUCUUUGAACAUCUUUGUUUCUCCCCACCAUUGUGAAAAUUGUAUAAGGAGUUGGAUCUAAUCCUGAGUGUGACUGUGAGGUGAGUAAUAGUGGAUGAUGAUAUCGUCCUCAAGACAAAAACAGAAUGACUGUAAUCACGAGACAGAAGAGACUGCAGAUGCUGGAAUCUGAAGCAAGAAAACUUAAGUGCGAGAGGAACUCAGCAGACCAAGUACCAUCUGUGAAGGCAAAGAAAUGGUUAAUAUUUUGAAAUGGAGUCUAUCUCUUUGCUUCCAUGGAUACAAUCAGUUACAAGAAGAAUGAAUGUCACAAACUGGAAUGACUGGAUUCCACUGAGUCAGGAGUGAAUUCAUUGCUGGAAAGGAACAAAUCCGGAGACAUGGGAACUAAUCUAUUGGUGAACGUGUAGAGGUCAGGAAAAGGAAACUUUUAUGUCCUUUAAACGUGUGUAACAGAAUUAUUUUUCCUUGCCAUUGCACAUGACUUAGGUUGAUCCCAGUUAACAGUCACUAACUGGGCAAUACUCUACCAAAUUUCCACACUGGUUUCAGAAUAUUUUCAAAGCAGGUGAAUUUUGAGCUGUUAGUAUUUUUACUUGCCAGUGAAAAGUAAUUUCAAAGUUAUGCGAAGUAUUGGGAGUACACUGUGAAUCAUAAUGCUAAUCUUUUGAUUGCCCACUAUAUUUUGUUAAAACAAGAACAUAUUAUUUCCCUUUAUUUAUUUGGAAGGAACAUACCUUUAUCAAAGUCAAAGUAAAAUCUAUUGUCAGAGCUCAUACAUGUCACCAUAUACAACCCUGAUAUUCGUUUUCCUGCAGGCAUACUCAGCAAAUCUAUAGAGCAGUAACUGUAAACAGGGUCAAUGAAAAGCGCAAGAGCAUAUAAGACCACGAAAUGUGCAAAUUCAAAUAUAAGUUAAAGCAAUAAACAACGAGAGCAUGAAAUAACAAGAUAAAGAGUCCUUGAAGUGAGAUCAUUGGUUGUGAGAACAUCUCAGUGGUUAGCCCCUUUUGUUGUAGAGUCUGAUGGUUGAGGGGUAGUAACUUCUAGAACCUGGUGUUGCGUGUCCUGAGGCUCUUGUCCCUUUUACCUGAUAGCAACAACGAGAAAAGAACAUGGCCAGGGUGGUGAGGAUCUUUGAUGGAUACUGCUUUUCUGUGACAACAUCUCAUGUAGAUAUACUCAAUGGUUGGGAGGGCUUUACCCGUGAUGUACAUGUUUCAUAGGUUAUUAUAAAAUGUGAUUUUACUGAUCAGUUGGGGAUAAUUAUAAACAUUCAGAGUGAUUGCAUUUUAUAAUAUCCACUGGAAAAGCCACAGCAAAACUUGUUUUCUAAUUGUAAGAAGUUAUGAUUUAAUUUACAGCAGAACUGCUAGUAUUUAUUAGAUUGAAAUCACUGACAAAAUUAUGAUCAUUCAAUUCUCAUUGUACAAUUGAUUCAAAUGCACAAUUUAUGCAAAUAUUUUAGCAAUAUCCUUCUAUUUAAAUAUGUGCAUUUUCUAAAAAUUAAAUACUAACAUUUUACUAAAUUAGUCUUGUUUUCCAUUUGCAGUUUAUAUUUCCUCUAAAGUUAAGAAAUUGUCUUUUGAAAUUUUCUAUUCCAUAUAGAGCCAAUUUUUAAAACUCUUUAAAUACCCAAUCUUUUAUAAAGUAUUGUAUAUAAAACUUCCCCACUGUACAAUUGUUCAACAAGAGAUUUUUAAAUUAUGGUUGAAGGAUACCUUUUGUAUUGCUAUAGAAUGGCUUAUUUUUAAAUAUUAUUUGUCCACAUGAAAUAAACAUUUGAAAAAUGUUUUAAUGUGAAAAUAUUUAAUCUCUGAAGUAUUAAUGUAUUGAAAUUUGAAUCUUUUAAUUUGCGCAGAAUAAUGUCACUGAACCAAAGUCUGCAAAAGGGGAUUUGUGUUGAUCUGUUGAAAUAAUAGUUUUCAUGUCAUGUCAAUGAAUCACCCUGUUGGACUGGUUCAGUGUCGAUCUAUGGAAAUAAGUACUUAAUCAGAUUUGAAACGGGUUUAUUAUCACUGACUUAGAUUAUGUGAAAUGUGUUGUUUUGCAGCAACAGUGUGGUGCCAGGACAUAAAAUUACCAUAAAUUACAAAAAUAAAUAAAAGCUUAUUUAUUUUAUAAUAAAAGCUUGUUUCUGUAAGAGCAUAUAGACAUUAAGAAAGAGGAUGUGCUGGAGCUUUUGGAAAGCAUCAAGUUGGAUAAGUCACUGGGACCGGAUGAGAUAUACCCCAGGCUACUAUGGGAAGCAAGGGAAGAGAUUGCUGAGCCUCUGGCAAUGAUCUUUGCAUCAUCAAUGGGGAU
Mobula hypostoma (lesser devil ray) is the source of this 6814-nucleotide messenger RNA. It is a transcript of the gene b4galt4, whose product is annotated as UDP-Gal:betaGlcNAc beta 1,4- galactosyltransferase, polypeptide 4. The transcript is spliced from 7 exons. Gene Ontology annotation, molecular function: galactosyltransferase activity. Bases 285 to 1358 code for a protein of 357 amino acids. Gene Ontology annotation, cellular component: Golgi apparatus. Gene Ontology annotation, biological process: carbohydrate metabolic process. The record is from RefSeq and is a predicted model, not a curated record. NCBI's taxonomy places the organism in Eukaryota, Metazoa, Chordata, Chondrichthyes, Myliobatiformes, Myliobatidae.